AUGCUGGUCAUCAUGCUCAACUGCGUGACCCUGGGCAUGUUCCGGCCCUGCGAGGACGUCGAAUGCCGCUCGGAGCGCUGCAGCAUCCUGGAGGCGUUUGACGAUUUCAUCUUCGCCUUCUUCGCGGUGGAGAUGGUCAUCAAGAUGAUCGCCCUUGGGCUGUUCGGGCAGAAGUGCUACCUGGGCGACACGUGGAACAGGCUGGACUUCUUCAUCGUCAUGGCGGGCAUGAUGGAGUACUCUCUGGACGGACACAACGUGAGCCUCUCGGCCAUCCGGACAGUGCGCGUGCUGCGGCCCCUUCGUGCCAUCAACCGUGUGCCCAGCAUGAGGAUCCUGGUCACGCUGCUGCUGGACACGCUGCCCAUGCUCGGGAACGUCCUCCUGCUCUGCUUCUUUGUCUUCUUCAUCUUCGGCAUCGUGGGUGUCCAGCUUUGGGCUGGCCUGCUGCGCAACCGCUGCUUCCUGGACAGCACCUUUGCCAGGAACAGCAACCUCAGCUUCCUGCGGCCAUACUACCAGCCGGAGGAGGGUGAGGAAAACCCCUUCAUCUGCUCCUCUCGCCGGGACAACGGCAUGCAGAAGUGCUCGCACAUCCCCAGCCGCCGCGAGCUGCGCGUGGAGUGCACGCUGGGCUGGGAGGCCUACGGGCAGCCGCAGGCCGAGGGCGCAGGUGGCACAGGCCACCACACCUGCAUCAACUGGAACCAGUACUACAAUGUGUGCCGCUCGGGCGACUCCAACCCACACAACGGGGCCAUCAGCUUCGACAACAUCGGCUAUGCCUGGAUCGCCAUCUUCCAGGUGAUCACGCUGGAGGGCUGGGUGGACAUCAUGUACUACGUCAUGGAUGCCCACUCCUUCUAUAACUUCAUCUACUUCAUCCUGCUCAUCAUUGUGGGUUCCUUCUUCAUGAUCAACCUGUGCCUAGUGGUGAUCGCCACGCAGUUCUCGGAGACGAAGCAGCGGGAGAACCAGCUGAUGCGGGAGCAGCGGGCCCGCUACCUGUCCAACGACAGCACGCUGGCCAGCUUCUCAGAGCCUGGCAGCUGCUAUGAGGAGCUCCUCCGGUACGUGGGCCAUGUGUGCCGCAAGCUGAAGCGCCGUGGCCUCCGCCUCUAUGCCCUCUGGCAGAGCCGCUGGUGCAAGAAGGUGGACCCCAGCGGCGUGCCGCACGGCCAGGGCGCUGGGUGGCGGCCACGGCGGGCGGGAGGGCGCGCCACCUCCAUCCAUCACCUCGUGUACCACCACCACCACCACCACCACCACCACUACCACUUCAGCCAUGGCAGCCCACGCCGGCCAGGCCCCGAGCCAGGCGGCGGUGACAGCAGGCUGGUGCGGGCCGGAGCACCUCCCUCGCCCAGGCGUGGGCCCCCCGACGCUGAGUCAGUGCACAGCGUGUACCAUGCAGACUGCCACGUGGAGGGGCCACAGGAGAGGGCCCGGGUGGCACAUGCUGUGGCCACUGCCGCCGCCGGCCUCAAGCUGGCCACUGGGCUGGGCGCCAUGAACUACCCCACCAUCCUGCCCUCGGCCGCAGGCAGUGGCAAAGGUGGCCCCGGGCCCAAGGGGAAGCGUCCUGGUGGACCCCUGGGAGCCAGGGGGCACAGCCACCUGAGCCUGAGCAGCCCCGACCCCUGCGAGAAGAUCCAGCAUCUGGUCGGGGAGCACGGACUGGGCCAGGCCCCCAGCCGUCUGUCAGGCCUGAGCGUGCCCUGCCCCCUGCCCAGCCCCCAGGCGGGCACGCUGACCUGUGAGCUGAGUAGCUGCCCGUACUGCACCAGCGCCCUGGAGGACCCCGAGCUGGAGUUCAGCGACUCAGACAGCGGAGACUCGGACAGCAACGGGGUCUACGAAUUCACACAGGAUGUGCGGCACGGGGACCGCCGUGACCCCAUGCAGCCACCCCCAGCGGCGGACACGCCAGGCUCAGGAGGAACGCGGCGGAGGGCACAGCGGCGGGCGGUGGCAGGCGAGCAGAGAGGGCUGGGCCACGUCUGGGCCUCCUUUAGCGGCAAGCUGCGCCGCAUCGUGGACAGCAAGUACUUCAACCGCGGCAUCAUGGUAGCCAUCCUCACCAACACGCUGAGCAUGGGCAUCGAGUACCAUGAGCAGCCUGACGAGCUGACCAACGCCCUGGAGAUCAGCAACAUCGUGUUCACGAGCAUGUUUGCCCUGGAGAUGCUGCUGAAGCUGCUGGCCUGCGGUCCGCUGGGCUACAUCCGGAAUCCCUACAACAUCUUCGAUGGCAUCAUCGUGGUCAUCAGCGUGUGGGAGAUCAUCGGGCAGGCAGACGGCGGGCUGUCGGUGCUGCGGACCUUCCGGCUGCUGCGGGUGCUCAAGCUGGUGCGCUUCAUGCCCGCGCUGCGGCGCCAGCUGGUGGUGCUCAUGAAGACCAUGGACAACGUGGCCACCUUCUGCAUGCUGCUCAUGCUCUUCAUCUUCAUCUUCAGCAUCCUCGGAAUGCACCUCUUUGGCUGCAAAUUCAGCCUGAAAACAGACACUGGAGACACGGUCCCUGACAGGAAGAACUUUGACUCCCUGCUGUGGGCCAUCGUCACCGUGUUCCAGAUCCUCACCCAGGAGGACUGGAACGUUGUCCUCUACAACGGCAUGGCCUCCACCUCCUCCUGGGCUGCCCUCUACUUCGUGGCCCUCAUGACCUUUGGCAACUACGUGCUCUUCAACCUGCUGGUGGCCAUCCUUGUGGAGGGCUUCCAGGCGGAGGGCGAUGCCACCAGGUCCGACACAGAUGAAGACAAGACCUCCACCCACUUGGAGGAGGACUUGGACAAGUUCAGAGACCUCAGGGCCACAGAGAUGAAGAUGUACUCGCUGGCGGUGACCCCCAACGGGCACCUGGAGGGCCAGGGCAGCCUGCCCCCUCCCCUCAUCAUGCGCACGGCAGCCACACCCAUGCCCACCCCCAAGAGCUCCCCACACCUGGACGCGGCCCCUGGCCUCCUGGACUCACGACGUGGCAGCAGCAGCUCCGUGGACCCCCAGCUGGGGGACCAGAAGUCUCUGUCCAGCCUCCGCAGCUCGCCCUGCACCCACUGGGGCCCCAACAGCGCCUGGAGCAGCCGGCGCUCCAGCUGGAACAGCCUGGGCCGUGCACCUAGCCUCAAGCGCCGGAGCCAGUGCGGGGAGCGUGAGUCGCUGCUGUCCGGCGAGGGCAAGGGCAGCGGCAGCACGGACGAGGAGGCCGAGGACAGCAGGCCUGGUGCGGGAGCCUCGCCAGGCACACAUGCCACACCGCUGCGGCGCGCCGAGUCCCUGGACCACCGCAGCACACUCGACCUGCGGCCCCCACGGCCGGCCACCCUGCUGCCCACCAAGCUCCACGACUGCAACGGGCUGGCCCUGCCCAGCGAGUUCUUCCUGCGCAUCGACAGCCACAAGGAGGACACGGCCGAGUUUGACGAUGAUGUGGAGGAUAGCUGCUGCUCCCGGCUGCAGAAAGUGCUGGAGCCCUACAAGCCCGAGUGCUGUCGAAGCCGCGAGCCCUGGGCCCUGUACCUCUUCUCCCCACAGAACAGGUUCCGCAUCUCCUGCCAGAAGAUCAUCGCUCACAAGAUGUUCGAUCACGUCGUCCUGGUCUUCAUCUUCCUCAACUGCAUCACGAUCGCCCUGGAGAGGCCCGACAUUGACCCUGGCAGCACCGUGAGGCGCCCUCCUUGCCUGGGAGGGGUGGGGUCCCGCCGUUGCGGCCGGCCCCUCCCAUCGUCCUGUCCCCUGCAGGAGCGCGUCUUUCUCAGCAUCUCCAACUACAUCUUCACGGCGAUCUUCGUGGCCGAGAUGAUGGUGAAGGUGGUGGCCCUGGGCCUGGUCUCUGGUGAGCAUGCCUACCUGCAGAGCAGCUGGAACAUACUGGAUGGGCUGCUGGUCCUGGUGUCCCUGGUUGACAUCAUCGUGGCCAUGGCGUCGGCCGGCGGUGCCAAGAUCCUGGGCAUCCUGCGUGUGCUGCGCCUGUUGCGGACACUGCGGCCCCUGAGGGUCAUCAGCCGUGCCCCAGGCCUCAAGCUGGUGGUGGAGACUCUGAUAUCGUCACUCAGGCCCAUCGGAAACAUUGUCCUCAUCUGCUGUGCCUUCUUCAUCAUUUUCGGCAUCCUAGGGGUGCAGCUCUUCAAGGGGAAGUUUUACUACUGCGAGGGCGCCGACACCAGGAACGUCUCCACUAAGGCCGAGUGCUGGGCUGCGCACUACCGUUGGGUGCGACGCAAGUACAACUUCGACAACCUGGGCCAGGCGCUGAUGUCCCUGUUCGUGCUCUCGUCCAAGGACGGCUGGGUGAACAUCAUGUACGACGGGCUGGACGCCGUGGGCAUAGACCAGCAGCCGGUGCCCAACCACAACCCCUGGAUGCUGCUCUACUUCAUCUCCUUCCUGCUCAUCGUCAGCUUCUUUGUGCUCAACAUGUUCGUGGGCGUCGUGGUGGAGAACUUCCACAAGUGCCGCCAGCACCAGGAGGCCGAGGAGGCGCGGCGGCGGGAAGAGAAGCGGCAGCGGCGCCUGGAGAGGAAACGCAGGAGUAAGGCGCUCCCGGUGGCGGUGGCGGGCACUUUCCCCAACCCAGAGGCCCAGCGCCGGCCCUACUAUGCGGACUACUCACCCACGCGUCGCUCCAUCCACUCUCUGUGCACCAGCCACUAUCUGGACCUCUUCAUCACCUUCAUCAUCGGCGUCAACGUCAUCACCAUGUCCAUGGAGCACUACAACCAGCCCAAGUCUCUGGACGAGGCCCUCAAGUACUGCAAUUAUGUGUUCACCAUCGUCUUCGUCUUUGAGGCCGUGCUGAAGCUGGUGGCGUUUGGGUUCCGGAGGUUUUUCAAGGACAGGUGGAACCAGCUGGACCUGGCCAUCGUCCUGCUGUCCAUCAUGGGCAUCACACUGGAGGAGAUAGAGAUGAACGCGGCGCUGCCCAUCAACCCCACCAUCAUCCGCAUCAUGCGUGUGCUCCGCAUCGCCCGCGUGCUGAAGCUGCUCAAGAUGGCCACGGGUAUGCGGGCCCUGCUGGACACAGUGGUUCAGGCGCUGCCCCAGGUAGGGAACCUCGGCCUGCUUUUCAUGCUCCUGUUUUUUAUCUAUGCUGCCCUGGGAGUGGAGCUGUUUGGGAGGCUCGAGUGCAGUGAGGACAACCCCUGCGAGGGCCUGAGCAGACACGCCACCUUCUCCAACUUUGGCAUGGCCUUCCUCACACUGUUCCGCGUGUCCACGGGGGACAACUGGAACGGGAUCAUGAAGGACACGCUGCGGGAGUGCGCCCGUGAGGACAAGCACUGCCUCAGCUACCUGCCGGCCAUCUCGCCCAUCUACUUCGUCACCUUCGUGCUGGUGGCCCAGUUCGUGCUGGUCAACGUGGUGGUGGCCGUGCUCAUGAAGCACCUGGAGGAGAGCAACAAGGAGGCCCGCGAGGAUGCCGAGCUGGACGCGGAGGUCGAGCUGGAGAUGGCACAGGGGCCCCCCGCCCGCCCCAGGCCCACGGCCUCGCCAAGCCCGGGUGCCUCGCCGGACGCCCCCAACCUGCUGGUCGUGCGCAAGGUGUCUGUGUCCAGGAUGCUCUCGCUGCCCAACGACAGCUACAUGUUCCGGCCCGUGGCGCCCGCUGCGGCCGCUCAUCCCCACCCUCUGCAGGAGGUGGAGAUGGAGACCUACGCGGGCGCCUCGGGCACCUCGGAUACAGCCCCACGCGGAGACAGCCAGGACCUGGGCGGGCGGGGCCGGCCAGGGCCGGCAGAGGCAGGGGUGGGGCCAGCAGCGGAUGCACAUUUCAGGCACCUUCUUGCCCCAGGCCCGGUCACCGCCCACUUGCCGCCCGUGGAGUCCUGCCCAUCCCUCCAGGUCCCGUCGGCCAUGUCCUCCCAAGCCAGGGGCGGUGACACCCAACGUGCCCUGACCCCUCUGGGUGCAGCCUGCUCCCCUAGUCUCAGCCGGCUGCUCUGCACACAGGAGGUAGUCUGCACAGAGUCCCUAGAAGGGCAGGUCGAUGGUCCCAGGGACAGCAGCCCGGGCUGGGGAGAGCCUGGUGGGAAGACCCCUGUGAGGCAGGCGCCCCUGGGGCCCUCCUUGCGGUCCCCGCCCCGUUCCCCGCGGCCCACCAGCAUCUGCAUCCGCAAGCACACUUUUGGACAGAACUACAUCUCCAGCCGGCCACCGGCCCUGGGCGCAGAGGAGGCUGAGGCCCCAGACCCGGCUGACGAGGAGGUCAGCCACAUCACCAGCUCUGCCCACAGCCCCUCGGCCUCACCUGCUGCCCGCGGGGUGGUGGGCGGUGAGCCAGACCUGCACAGGCUCUACAGUGUCAAUGCCCAGGGCUUCCUGGACCAGCCGGGCCGGACGGACGAGCAGAGGCGGCCCUCUGUGGAGCAGGGCUGUGGGGACAGCCGCCCAGAGGCCGGGGAGGCGAAGACCCGGGCCCUGGAGGCCGAGCUGGCCCUGGGAGCACGCAGGAAGAAAAAGAUGAGCCCCCCCUGCAUCUCCAUAGAGCCCCCUGCGGAGGACGAGGGUGCGGCCCGGGCCCCUGCAGUGGAGGGCGGUAGCACCACCCUGCGGCGGAGAACCCCAUCCUGCGAGGCUGUGCCCCACAGGGACCCCCUGGAGCCCACAGACAGUGCAGGGUUGGACACUGCUGCCAAGGGGGAACGGCGGGUCCAGGUCCCCUGCCGCACGGAACACCUGACCAUCCCAAACUUUGCCUUUGAGCCGCUGGACGUGGGGGGCCCCAGGGGGGACCUGUUCUUGGAUGGUGGCCAUGGUGUCGCCCCAGAGCCCAGACCUUCCUCCUCAGGCAUCACGGCACCUCCCGAACCCCAGAAGACGGAGCUUCCGGUGGCCUCGGGAGAACCCCCAGAGGAGGGGCGGGGGCUGCACCUCACAGUCCCUGAGAGCCCACUGAAGAAAGGGUCCACUCCAGUCCUGGGUGACAGUGUGGACAAGCCCGUGUAGCUCGGGGUGCAGUGCCCACAGGCUUUGGCACUGGGGUUGGGGUGCACCCGGUAGGGUGGUGGCCCAGGCAGGGCUACACGUGGACCCUGGGUCCGGCCCCACUGAGGGCAAAGGUGCCAGAAGGAUGUCAGCCCAGGGAGAAGGAGGCAGAUGCUAUUCUGGGCAAAGUGGAGCAGGGGGAGCCCACAGCCCGAAGCCUCAAUUCAAGUUUGGGAUUUCCGAGUUUGCUGCCAUGGUCCCAGGCCAUGCCAGCGGCCUGGUCAGCAGUCCCGUAACGAGAGCUAUGUCCAAGGGACAAGGACCAGAAAACACCAAAAGGAGAAAAGCAGAGGCCACCUAGCAGAGCCCCAUUCUCACAUCCACUUAUUUUUAUACAUACUUAGGGCCGUUUGUGCCCUCCAGCUUCAUCCCCAAGGCCACCGUGGUCACGCUUCACGUUGCUCACAGUCUGAGUUCUCAUCCAUUUGUCUCCACCACUCAUUGCUGUCUCAUCCCCCCUCCAUACCCACUGCCCACCGUUCUGUCCCCCUCAGGAUUCCGGAGAAUGCCCUUGACUCCGGUCUCUGGGAAACAGCUGGUCACCAGGGAGUGGGAACCAUGCAAUAAGACCCUCACUGCCCGUGGGGCUUGGGCCGAGAGUUUCAGCUGAUGCCCCCUUGUUUCAUUUUGUUUCUUUUAUAAAUUCAGGUUAAACAUUUGCAAUAAUCCGAUGCAGAAAACUCGGCUUCUCAAGCCAAGGGGAGGGGAG
This is a messenger RNA of Eubalaena glacialis (North Atlantic right whale), 7696 nucleotides long. It is a transcript of the gene CACNA1H, whose product is annotated as calcium voltage-gated channel subunit alpha1 H. The transcript is spliced from 31 exons. NCBI's taxonomy places the organism in Eukaryota, Metazoa, Chordata, Mammalia, Artiodactyla, Balaenidae. Gene Ontology annotation, cellular component: voltage-gated calcium channel complex; plasma membrane; voltage-gated sodium channel complex. Gene Ontology annotation, biological process: calcium ion transmembrane transport; neuronal action potential; sodium ion transmembrane transport. The coding region runs from base 1 to 6948 and encodes 2315 amino acids. The record is from RefSeq and is a predicted model, not a curated record. Gene Ontology annotation, molecular function: low voltage-gated calcium channel activity; voltage-gated sodium channel activity.